GCGCAGGGGAGGAGUGACGACGGCGACGAUGCCCGGCGAAACGAGCGUCGGAGGAGGGGAAGACAUCAACGGCGGACAAGGCCGCCAUAUUGAAUCACUCUCGUUAAUUUUUGCGCAGAGGCGGUGUGAAUUUUUUCUCGUUUGCGCGGAAGGUAGCCUGGCCAAAGUUGUGCGUCUGGGAUUUUGGGAAUCGCGACGUUCGUUUUACGGUUAUCGUUGGCACGCGUCAAAACUGUGUACAGUGCUACGGUUAUAUGUGAUCGCGUAGAACGUAUCCGUUCGUAUAUACAAUGGUAAACGCGAUGCGCGUGUGUGCCGUACGAAAAAGGUUGGAAACAUGCGGAAAUCGUGCGUGCAGCACGGUCGCGAGGCGGUAAAGUGUGCUCGCGACAGGGAGGGAAGCGAGAAGUCUACGGCGUACACUGACUGCGGUACGUGGUGUGUGCGCCAUGUCAUUGUACAUACGUAAGCGAUAGUAUAGAGCAGUGAUUCUUAACCGCUGUGGCCGCGGCACACCAGCGUGCUGUGAACGCGGCUAUGCGAGUCACCGCGAAUGUUUGCCAACAGACCCGAUGAAUUCCUAUUUUUGCAUUGUUUUUAAAACCGUUACACCGUACUCGUUGGGGAACGAGAACCGUGCCAAGUGGUUUGUUUUUUUCUGAAACUCGCGCCGUGAGCCCGGGAAGACUAAAAAGAGUCUUUGCGCGAAUCGUGCCCGUGAGCUCGAAAAGGUUAAGAACCACUGGAUAUCGAGUGUAAUGUGUCGUAGUGGAGUGAAGUGAAGUGGAGUGGAAAGCGAACCGGCUGCCUUGGCUGCCUAACUGUCUGCCUAACUGCGUGCCUGCUGCCAGCCCCUGUUCCCUACGCUUCGCGUAAUUGAUUUGUAUGCCGAACGAUUUAUACAAAUUCAGGCCAGCUUUCCGAUCGACUGACCUCCUCCCAGAGUUUUGGCAUUUGAAAGAAUGGAAGCCAUGGAUUUGGACGGAGAUGCGGUAGUGGACUUGAGUGUUAGCAGCAGUGGUAGGAGGAAUUCCCCAUCGAUUGCAGUUAACUCUGGUGACGUAGGAGGACCGUUAGAUUUAGGUCUUCAUUACUCUUCGAGUCCUAAUCUAGAUAACAACAUGCCGGAAGCACGUAACAUCCAAAACACAUCAAGGGGAAUCCUGGCUCCAAAAUCUGGGGAUGAUAGGAAAACGCGUCGCAAUCUUAGACCUAGAAUUGAAAUAAGUUAUGCUGAGAGUCCAGAUGAACGUAGGAUAAAUGGCUACGUGAAUGGAAAUGCAGACAGCGAUGAAGGUGAUAUGCCACCUCUCCCUCCGAUAAAGGAACUGUCGUCCGAUGAAUUAGCUGAACGCGAAAGGACGCUUAGGAAAUUAAGGGAGGAAUUAAGAUCGGAGGAAAUGAAAUUGGUAUUGUUGAAAAAAUUGCGGCAAUCGCAACAGUUGAAAGAAAAUAUUGCUGCGGUACCGAAAGUACCCAGUAAAUUACCACCACCGGUCACGGUACAACCAGCCGCCCAUAGUCAUAGGACAGGGAAAGCACCACCGCCGUUACUUAGAGGACAGCCUGCGCCGAGCAGGAGCAGUAUACACGCUCCUCCACCUGGAAUGUUAUUACCACCUACGGCUGCUCGAAGUUCUUCUUCCAGUACUGGAAUUCCACCUAACAUGAUAAUACCGCAACCACCGCAUCCUAGGGGCAGGCCACCUAGCGCAACGCCAAACGUAUCCAAUUAUCAUGCACCUGCAGACCGAACAGAAAGGUCCACGAAAGAUCCAACUCCUGCUCCUGCACAUCAAGUAAGUAAGCUGCUUGUUGGAUCUCAAGAAAAUAAAACCACCGCAUCCUUAAGCACACCUGUGAUUUCAGAACAGGAGAGACCAAGAGAUGAUAAUCAGACGCCUGCGCAACGUCAGGCGGCUGCUAAAUUGGCUUUAAGAAAGCAACUCGAAAAAACGUUGUUGCAAAUACCACCUCCGAAACCGCCACCGCCGGAGAUGCAUUUUGUACCGAAUCCCUCGAAUGGAGAAUUCAUAUACUUGGUGGGUUUGGAACACGUGGUUGAUUUUAUUACUAAGGAGCCGGCUAUACCACCACCUCCGGAACCAUUCGAAUGUACCCAAUGCAAAACGGAUUUUACACCUGUCUGGAAGUGGGAAAAACCCAUCACCGGUGGCAAGAAAGAAGGCCCAAGAGGACAGCAUGCAACUUUCCAGAGACCUCCGGCAGGUCGCGAUCCUAGAGUUAUAUGCGAACAUUGUGUAACGACUAACGUCAAGAAAGCUCUCAAAGCAGAACACACUAAUCGGUUAAAAACAGCGUUCGUAAAGGCACUGCAGCAGGAACAAGAAAUAGAACAGAGGUUGGCACAGGCAGCGUGUCCAAGUCCAGAUCCACCAGCUCCAAAACCAGUUCCUAAAGCAGCUACUCCUACGAGAAGAGUCGCUACACCACCAGCCCCUCCACCGCAAGUACCACCGGCACCUACGUUGGCACCAACCCCACCUGCGCCUAAACUGCAAGAACUGGUUAAAUUGGCUGAAAGUGGAAAGUUCAGCCCUCACCAUGCCGCUGCUGCAGCUGCUUUGCAUCAACAGUUGUUCAGAGAGUUGGCAAAAAAUCCUGUACCAGGUCUGCCGCCUCAUCAACCACUUCCUGCUCACAUGAUGCCGCCGUUUACCUCGAUAUUGUACCCUUACCAGUUAGCGAUGGCGCAGGCUGGCGGGAAGGGUCUCGCAGAAUUACAACGACAAGCGGCGGACUUGCAACGCCAAUAUUUGCUUGACAUGAUUCCGUCGCAAGCGUCUCAGGCGCAGGGUAAUCAGGCUCCACCGCGAGCUCAUCCACACAAUUGGAAAACGUAACCAGACGCAUUUAAAGAUCGAACAGUAAAUGCAAAUAAAUAAAACUGCAGAGCUGUGUUAGAGAAUAUCGAGAAGGAAGAUGCUCGUAUUCUUUUUCCACGACAUCGUACUAAAGGGAUCCGAGGGUGCGCGGCAGAGUCGCGUACUCUCCAUACACUUAGGAUAAUAUAUCGGUCGUGCGAUUGGUAUCUUUAUUAUACAGUGAAGCUCAAACCGGAAUAAUGGACAGACACUACAUGUAAUAUUUGUGAAGAGGAAAUUCAAGCAUCGGAUUGUGAAUAUGAAUUGACGUUGUGAGUGUGAUGUUAUUGUUACCCCGGAGAUUCAAGGUUUAGUUGCCUCUCUGAGAAGAAAAGAAAGAACCCUAAGCUGUCGGUUACGUUGGUACACGGUUACCGUAAUAUUUGGUUUUAAAGCGAAACAUUAUUUACGAUUCACGAUGAUCAGCGAAAAAAAUGUCUAAAAAGUCUUUAAAUGUAUAACAGCAGUUUCUUUGCACUCGUUACCCUGUGUUGGUAUUAACAAUACUAUAAAUGAAAACUGGGUGUAUAUGUCAAUCAAUCGGAAUCAAGUGCAUAAUAACUCGGACGCACACGAAUGGAUUUAAUUGCUUCAAUUAUUACAUUAUACAUAUAUAUAAAGAACCAAAUGGACAUCUAUAAGGCACUAAGGACAGUAAUAAGUGUUACGUGAUUAUAAUUGAAUUGGUUGAUCUAACGAUAGUAGUGAUAAUUGAUGGGUGAAAAUACGUGGCGAAACAACAAAGCUGAUGAAAAGGGUGGAAUCUUUUUGUAGACCCUCAUAAUUAAGCCGACCUUCAGUUGGUGGUUUGAAUUAUUUCUAACCAUCGGCGGUACCUGUACUCUGUGUAUAUCUCUUUAUUUUCUUCGAACUGUGAGUAUUUUUAAGGCGAUUCUAACACGAGAGAAAGAGGGUGAGAGAAAAGAAGAAAAAUGAGAGAAAGUUGUAGCUACGACAAAACCGAUCUUUGUAAGAACUGCGUGUGUGUAUGUGUCAGUGAUAGUCAGCAAAUGAAUGUGGGAGUGAUAGUAAUUUCAUUUUUCCUUUCUUUCGUCGAUACAAGACAGAACAUGCAUUCAGCAAGUUUUUAAGUUAGAGAGUGACACGAGUGUCAUUCGCGCACAAAUCGUCGUAGGGAACUCUUCGUAAUAAUAAUUAUAAGACUUUGGCUCACAUCGAUGCAGGAUUCGUUGAAGACGAAAACGUAAAAGAUUUGCCGACGAUUGAACGUUUCAAAUCUAUAUAUAUAUAUAUAUUAUAUAUAAAAAGAAAAAUGAAGAAGAAAACAAAGAAAGGAAUGAAACUGUCGACUAGGGUAUAUAAAUUAAUGAUAGCGCGAUUGAUUUCAUGUGUCACGUCGAUGUAAAAGUAUUUAACGAAAUCUUAACAGUACAUAUGUAUCCGAAGUUUUACCGAAACCGGUCAACAAAGUGGCAGGCGACCGAAUUUUUACGACGUAUCCUCUCUUUAGUAAACAAGCAAGAAAAAAAAACCACAAAAAAGAAUCUGCACUUUAAAGAGUUACAAAUCUCCGGCACACGUCCCAGCAAUACUUAUCAUCACUACUACUACUACUACUACUACUACUACUACAACACCCCCCCCCCCCCUUCACACUAAUAAUCUGAUUUCAUUGAUUCCGGCUAAACCGAUCUUGGUCACAAAUUUUCCGAAUCACUAAAUAUAUAGUUAACUGUAGUCUUGAUAUUUCUCGGUAUAUGAUACAAGUUAAUAAACUAAAAAUAGCAUAAUCAUCUCUCUUUGUACUACGUGAUAGAUUUUCAACUCAUACUUGAUAUAAACAUGUACACCAUAAAGUAACGUCUAACGAUCGCAUAAUAGAUCAAGAUCUGUGUUUUUUGUGUAAGAGAAAUCGAAAUAAUAUCAUUGUCAAUAUUUAUCAUUGUUGCCAGGACGCUCUACCGCUGUCUCUAUCCUCCUGUCGCGUAAAACCGAUUUUAUUCGUCAACACGGGAGCAAGGAAGAACACGGUUUUUGUAACACGCACCGCCAGAAAUGGGCUAAAUUUUCUUCGAAUAGUAGAUUACGAAUAAUAACAACGCAUAGCAAUUUAUUCGUUACGUUCAUUCGAUGGAGCAGUGAAAUUUCUAGUUCGUUAUAUUUCAAUCUAUAACUGAGAUUCUAAGUUUCUUUUUUUUUUUUUUUUGCGUAACGAGCAAUGGAUAAACAGUUUAUCCUUUAUUCGUUAUUCAAAAUAUCUAGAUACAAAUUACACCUAUCUCUGACGCAUGUGAUUACGUUUCAAUCAUACUUUCAUCGACAGGACGUGAAGUUAUCGCAUUUUUGUAUUUUGACUCUUGGGAUAAUACUAGAAUGAAAUGUUUAAUACUUUUCGUACACAAGAUAUUCCGUCUGCUACAUGCUAGAUUUUCGUAUAUCGAGAUUCUAAGGAAUAAUGAAAGGAAAACAUCUUUCUCUGCCAUUAUUAUACAUUGUGUUGCAACAUCUGGUAUAUUGAUAACUAACGAAAUGUUGAUCGCUCUUCUUAAAUUAAUUACGAUGUAUACAAGGAAGAUGUUCCUUUUUGUUUUAUAUCUUAGAGCACAUAAAGUCCAGAAAUAUACAAGAGACUAAUUAGUAGUACAAUGUUUAAAGUACAAUUCUCCUGAUGUGAAAUCGUAAAUGAGGCAUAUUGCUAUUGUCGAUGUACGGUUCUUAAGCUCAAUUGGGAUGUACAUAAAGAGGGCCAUGACGAAGAAAAUGAAAACAUUAUAUCGAUAAGUCUUCCCACGUGGUCCUGGAUUGUAUAUGCUCUAAGAUAGCGUCAAGAAAGAAAAUUACCUAUCCUUGCAUAUGUUACAUCCAAUAUAUCGUUAUUUUAACAUGCAUAGCAGGGGUAUCGGGUACCUGAAACUUCCAGUCGGGGUAUUUCAUCCAUAUUGGGUCGAAGUUUUGAAAGUUUCUUGUCAUAUAGGUACGUUUAGAUACUGGAACCUCGAUCGGUGACGAAUUUUGAACAGGGAUUAAUCAGAGAACGAAUCGUGAACUGUAUUUCGUAACCUUUGUUGAUCCUAAUUUAUUCGAGAUGUUUGUAUAUUUGGAAAAGAAAUAAAGUUUUUGUGUGAAACAUUUGUAUAGAGGGUCGCGCGUUGCUGCAAUUUUUAAAGCAGUACCUUGGCCACGAAAAUAUCUCUUGAUCGUUGCAGAUACAAGACAACGAGCGUGUGCGCAUCUACCUUACGCAUCGCGAGUCUGUAGCGGUGGGACGAUACUUUUGAGUCAGUGUGCCAAUGUGGUAUGAAACUUUCCAGACCCUAAAUGUACCAGAGCCUCGGGCAGGGAUGGACGAAAUGUAUUUCGAAUACCUUACUAGUUUGUAUUCUGUUUGUGGUUAUGCUUAAAAAUAUUCCCAUGCUGUAUUCGAUAGCUGUGCAACUACGCGCAGGUAUCGCGCGAAUGCUGAGUAUAAUUCGUGUCCGACAGCCGAGUAAAUGCAGAGUACUCGAUUCUGUUUCAGCAUUCGGUAGAUUUUAAUCUAGUUAACGGAUACGUGGCUCACGAAUACAUUUGUAUUGAAACAAUUAAAUGUGUGUCGUAGUCGUGUGUAUAUGGUAUUAAUGUGAUGUUUCUUCUUUUUAUAUAAUUAAAUUUUAUAUAAAUAAAUAACUUAAUAACGACA
Molecule: messenger RNA, 6525 nt
Organism: Hylaeus volcanicus
Lineage: Eukaryota; Metazoa; Arthropoda; Insecta; Hymenoptera; Colletidae
Gene: simj
Product: transcriptional repressor p66-beta
Exons: 9
Coding region: 963-2864 (633 amino acids)
Biological process (GO): negative regulation of transcription by RNA polymerase II
Cellular component (GO): NuRD complex
Source: RefSeq, a predicted model, not a curated record